AUAGGGCGUUGUGGAGACUCCCUCAUUCAUUCGCAGAGAAAACUCUCGUUCUUAAAGACGCAGCCGUGCGCAAUGUAUCCAUAACAAAGCUGGAACGGAGAGAAAAAAGGGGAACAAGCGUUUUGAUCUGAGUCAAAGAGCAGGUUAUUCCCAAUGUGCGCAGAGAGUGGGCUCUGCGUAAAGACCCACAUACUCCAGUGACACGCUCAAAUUGACAUUGGCUACUUUUAAAGCCGCCCAGUCUUCUUCUGCCUCUUAGAUCGCACACGCGUGCAGCUCAUUAGGACUUUGAUUAAGCGGUAAAUCGGUCUCUUGCGCACAGGCAGCAAUAAGUGGCAUUUGAGCAUCCCAGAGUUUUUGCAGCAGCCUGUUUUUGAGGAAGAAAUGGCCAAGUUAUUCCGAGCUGCUAUCAUGGGUCCACCAGGAUCAGGGAAAGGCACGAUAUCCAAGAGGAUUGCGCAAAGCUUUGGCCUGCAGUAUCUGUCCAGUGGCCACUAUCUGCGAGAGAGCAUGGCGGCAAACACAGAGGCAGGGGUGCUGGUGAAGUCCUAUGUAGAGAGAAGCAUGCUGGUGCCCGACCAUGUGAUGACCAGACUGAUGCUGCCCAGACUGGAGCAGCUGAGCGGCCACAGCUGGCUGCUGGACGGUUUUCCUCGCACACUGUCGCAGGCCCAGGCCCUCAACAGUUUGUGUCAGCUCGACUUGGUCAUCAGCCUCAACAUCCCCUACGAGACUCUGAGAGAGAGACUGAGCGACCGCUGGAUCCACCCAGCCAGCGGUAGAGUCUACAACAUGGGCUUCAACCCACCCCGAGUGAAGGGUAAGGAUGACGUCACCGGUGAGCCACUGAUUCAGCACGAUGACGACAAGCCCGAAGCUCUGAUGGCCAGACUGAGACACUACAAAGACGUGGCAAAGCCGGUCAUAGACUUGUACAAGUCACAAGGAAUCCUGCACUCGUUUUCCGGUACAGAGACGGACCGGAUUUGGCCUUACAUCAACUCUCUCCUCAACGCCAAGAUGCACACGCAGCCGACAGAUGCCUGCCAAACCCAGACACCCUGACACUACUGAGAGAGAAGCCACGGGGUUGGAGGAGGAGGAGGAGGAGGACGAGGCAGGGUGAAGUCUUUACGUGGUAGCCUUGUGUCAGCUUUGAGCUUCCUCAUUAGAGGUCUGAAGGAAAGGACUAAGACAGUGAUCAGCACGUUUGUGAUUCAAUCUUCAAUCACUAGUUGGGUUUUCAGAUGAAUGGCUGUAUGUAAAUAUUUCAGGAGCUUUGUACUGAAGAUUGUGACAAAUUCCACGUAAUCACAGUAAAAAUGUUCACAUCCUGCAAGGCAAUAUCAAAACGGAUCAUUUUUGUAAAUCGACAUUUCACACAAGCACCUGCUUUUCACAUUUGACUUUAUUUUUAGUUUAUUCAAGCUACACUAUGAAUAGGCCAAAAACAGGACUCAAAAAAUUCAGAUUCAGGAAUUUUCUUGACAGUAAAAAAAUUACAACACUAAAAUAUGGAAACCAAAAACUGAGAGGUUUGGUAAAUCAAAGCAUUAUGUGAGACUGAUUUGCUGCUGUAAUGAAAGUAAUAUGCUAUUCAAACACAGAUAAUGAAAAAAUCUGGUAUCUUGACAUAUCCAAUGAUGCAUGGUAGAAUUUCUUUGUUGACAAUAACAAACAAUAUCACAUUUUUCUAUAAAUAUACUGUGUGGGUGUGAAUUUAAUUAUCCUUCAUUUUGCCAUAAUGUCACAACACUCUGAAACUGAGGAAUUAUAGCUUUCACUGAGUAGAAAAUGCACAAAUUUCAGUCUCACCACAAUCAUAACCCACCAGAAGUGACGCUCAGCAUGGUGUCAUCUACAACCAGAUCUGUGCUUUGACAGAUGACCAUCUGGGUACUUUUUUUUGUUUUUGUUUUUUCUCAAAUGCUAGAAACCUGAAAACGCCUGCAUGCUGUGUUGCCUGCACCUGCAAGUCACAAUUUCAUGAAGCAGUUUUUAGCUCUUCACUUGUAUCAGCGCAGUGUUUCUAGAGUAUAUCCAUCAUACACAGACGAUGUGCACCGUAUAAACUGCUAUUCUUAACUUUAAUGCUGGAAUGCCACAAACUUUUCUAAGCAGUCGUCUCUGGGUGUGGUCCAAGAAGACCUCGCUGUCGCUCUGCGGCAUGAAGACAGAUGAAGACAGAUGCCUUCAAUGUUACAGUCCUUUAAAUGUACUACACGAUUGCCUUGAGAUUUGUCAUCAAAAUGUCGUAUUUUUGUUACAAUGUAAUUUUUUCUUUUUUUUGCAGUGAUUGUUCAAUUAUAAAAUACUGUUGGAUUCUAACUUUAGCAAGAGGUCACUUGUCGAUUCUGUCUAGGUCAUAUAUGUAAAAUGUUGUUUUUUCCCUUCCAUAUUGUGUGAAUGUAUAAAUCUCUGUUACAAGAUGACCAAUUUGUAAAAUGUCCAGCUUUGAUUCGCAGCUUUUCAUUGUGAUUGUUUUUACGGCUUGUCAUAAUUAAUCACCAUACAGAACAGCUUAUGUUCGGUCAUUUGAAGUUUGCCUCAAGCACAGUAGUGACCAACAUGUGCAAUAGAACAACCAAAUAAGAUUUGUUUUUCAGUUCUGGCAAUACUGACAUUCCAGUUUUAAAAAACUUUCUUGUAAAUGUUUCAUCACCUUAAUUGACUCUAAAAUAGCACCAAAAUGCAAAUUCAGGGAUUGGCCAUGGGCAACACAUGCUUUCCAUCAGUUUUUCUUUUUUUUUUCUUUUUUUUUUCUUUUUUUUUUUGUUUUCCAUUUCUGGGGGGUCAAAUGAUAUUGUGUGUUGUGUGCUGUACAUUACAUAGUGAAGUAUUUUGAGUUUCCGUAGAUGGGAGACCAAAGAAGAAGAAACUGUCAGAGAAUUGCAGCAGAAAAAGUGUGAAGUGUGUUCAUGUUCAUUUGAUAAACAUGUCUGGAGAGCAGCUGAUUUACACUGUGGUUUGUGCUGUGCUGACUCUAUAGCUGGAUGCUCAGUCUCGCUGAAUGAUUGGGUGUGAUGCACUAAACUGUACAUAACCACAACACACUGCUGUUAUGUAACACCAGUGAGUUUCUUUUCUGCCCUGUGUUCAUACUAUGCUGUCUGCAGAUAUUACAUUCCAAGAACAAUAAAAAGAAAUAUUUUCC
Amphiprion ocellaris (clown anemonefish) is the source of this 3154-nucleotide messenger RNA. RefSeq names its product adenylate kinase 4 (gene ak4). Gene Ontology annotation, biological process: nucleobase-containing compound metabolic process. The coding region runs from base 385 to 1065 and encodes 226 amino acids. The transcript has 5 exons. Gene Ontology annotation, cellular component: mitochondrion; cytoplasm. NCBI's taxonomy places the organism in Eukaryota, Metazoa, Chordata, Actinopteri, Pomacentridae. The record is from RefSeq and is a predicted model, not a curated record. Gene Ontology annotation, molecular function: AMP kinase activity; ATP binding; nucleoside diphosphate kinase activity.